Messenger RNA from Linum trigynum, 1884 nucleotides. The record is from the annotation of a GenBank genome assembly. NCBI's taxonomy places the organism in Eukaryota, Viridiplantae, Streptophyta, Magnoliopsida, Malpighiales, Linaceae.
CUGUCUGAUGAAUGUGCUCGGAGAAUUCUCUAUCAAGAUCUACCUCAACUUGCUCCCGUUGAAAAUGGCGCCUCCCCUGCUUCUCUUCAUUCUUCUUCUUCCUCUACUCUCACCUUCCCUUGUAGCAUCUUCACCACCACUUUCAUUGCAAUCCACCUUUCACCAAUGUCUCAACGAUAACUCCAAAUCUCCACUCCCAUUCUCCGAAACUUUCUUCACCCCUGCCGCCAAUUCCUCUGCUUUCACCUCCGUCCUUUCAAACCCUGCUCAGAACCCCCGCUACUUGCUCCCUACCGUCCCCAAGCCCCUACUCAUCUUCCGCCCACUCCGCAUCUCGCACAUCCAAGCCGCCGUCAUCUGCGCCAGAAAGCUCCGGCUCCACUUCAGAGUUCGCAGUGGCGGCCACGACUACGAGGGUCUCUCCUACGCCGCCGAAAUCGAGUCCCCCUUUUUCGUUCUAGAUCUCUCCAAGUUCCGCAAAGUCAAUGUCGAUGUAGCUUCCAACACCGCCUGGGUCCAGGCCGGCGCCACCACCGGCGAGGCUUACUACCGAAUCUCCCAAAAAAUCCCCACCCACGGCUUCCCCGCCGGGCUCUGCACCAGCUUGGGAAUCGGCGGCCACAUCAUCGGCGGAGCAUACGGCUCCAUGAUGAGAAAAUACGGCCUGGCAGCUGACAACGUCCUCGAUGCCCACAUAAUUGACGCCAACGGCAAGCUCCUGGAUCGUCGGAAAAUGGGGGAAGACGUUUUCUGGGCGAUCCGAGGCGGCGCCGGGGGAAGCUUCGGCGUGAUUGUCGCCUGGAAGUUGAAAUUAGUCCCCGUCCCUAAAACCGUGACGGUGUUCGACGUUCCCAGGACAUUAGAACAGAACGCUACCAAGCUUCUCUUCAAGUGGCAGCAAGUCGCGCCUCAUCUCCACGAAGACCUAUUCGUUAGGGUUGUGGUCAGCGCCGGCCCGAUUGCUAAUUCGACCAAGAGAACCGUCACAGCCACGUUCAACGCCCUGUUUCUGGGUAAUUCCGAUCGGCUGCUGAGAAUCAUGGGUUCCAAUUUUCCGGAAUUGGGUCUGAAGAAAAAGGAUUGUUUGGAGAUGAGCUGGAUCCGGUCCGUUAUGUUUAUUGGGGGAAUACCCAACACCGUUGCUCCCGAGUUUCUUCUGCAGGGGAAGUGGUUUCUGACCCCGCUGUUUUUCAAGGCCAAGUCGGACUACGUGAGGGAGCCGAUUCCGGUGAAGGCGAUGGAAGGGAUGUGGAGGAGGUUGUUGAAGGAGGACAAUCCGUUUGCGAUAUGGACUCCUUACGGAGGGGAGAUGGACAGAGUUUCGGAAUCGGCGACGCCGUUUCCUCAUCGGAAGGGGACAUUGUUCAUGCUUCAUUAUGCAACGGGUUGGGCAGACAGGAAGGCGAGCGAGGGUAAACACUUGGAUUGGAUCAGGGAGCUGUACAGCUACUUGGCUCCCUAUGUUUCUAAGAAUCCGAGGACUUCGUAUGUCAACUACAGGGAUCUGGAUUUGGGGAUGAACAAGAAGGGCAAUACUAGUUUUAGCGAGGCAAGUGUUUGGGGUCGGAAGUACUUCAAGAACAACUUCGAUAGGUUGGUCCAAGUGAAGACCAAGUUCGAUCCUAGCAACUUGUUCAGGCAUGAGCAGAGCAUUCCGGUCCUUCCAGUUUGAUUUGGUAUCAAAUGGAGGUUUUCAAGUCGGAAUUGCUCAUUCGGAGCUGUAUUAAAUGUUGUUAUUGUCAUAUAUAUAUCUGGUUUGUACUAGGUUAUCGAUUUCGAACUCCAGAUCUCGGCUCGGGUUAUGCACCCAUCAAUAACCAAAUCUGGACCCUUUAUUUAGAAGAUUCAGACCAAAUGAGGAAGAAUUAAAGAUCAUUUUUAUUU